AACGUCACGGGAUUUGUACCAAUCAGUGAGCCCAGAUUUGAAUAUCGACACAGGUAGCGUUAAUGUGCUCAAGGACAGAGUGGUUUCCAAAAAACACCAGGCGAUCUAGCCUAUGUUAGCCUAUGUUUUUUGCACAUUGUCAGUAAAGAAGUCUUGAAUUGAUGUCUCUCCGCAAAACUCUUCCAGCUUUUGCGUUCGCGACUCGUGAAAGGAGUUUUGCUAUCUCCACUCAUGGUUAUCAACGGAGUGUGCAAGCGUUACAUUCAACCAAAACACACACUCAAGAGGAGCAUGUGUCCUUCAGUAACAACAUCUCUAUUGACUUUGAACAUACCAAAGAAGCCUACAAGAGCAAAGACACCCUUGAGUUACUGAGAAGCUUGGUAGUUUUCAAACUUUGCACCUAUGACGUCCUGGUUGAUUCGAAUAAAGAGAUAAUAGAUCUCAGCAGAAAGCUGUUAGGACAGAAGAUGUUUGAGCAGUUCAUGAAGUUGACGUUCUACGGUCAGUUUGUGGCGGGCGAGGACCAUCAGUCCAUCAAGCCUGUAGUGCAGAAGAACCAAGCGUAUGGAGUGGGAGCUGUGCUGGAUUAUAGUGUAGAAGAGGAUCUCUCACAGGAAGAAGCUGAGAGGAAAGAGAUGGAAUCUUGCGUGUCUACAUCAAAGAAAGAAAGCCCUGGAGCUGACCAACGGGAGAAGAAGUUCACAGCCCAUCGCCGUGAAGGCGUGACGAGCCCUCGUACGUAUUUCUAUGCCGAUGAGAAGAAAUGCGACCAGCACAUGGAGACUUUCCUGAAAUGCAUCAAAGCCUCAGGUGGAAGUUCUGAAGAUGGUUUCUCCGCUAUUAAGAUGACUGCCCUGGGGCGCCCACAAUUCCUGCUCAAGUUCUCCGAGGUGCUGGUGAAGUGGAGACGUUUUUUCAGUUUCCUGGCUGCCAAGCAAGGGAAAGAUGGCGUGGAGGUGCUGGAGCAGAAACUGGAUUUAGAGCAAUUGCAGACAUGUCUAGCCAGGCUGGGAGCUCAGGGCAACAUUCAGAGCUGCUUCUCUGAUGGACGACUGCACUCAUCAGGCAUGGUGGACAUGCUGGACUGGAACAGUCUGAUCGACGAGAGAACAAAGAUAUCCAAUCUACUAGUUGUCCCAAACCUGCAGACUGGUCAGUUGGAGCCUCUUUUGUCCAAGUUCACGGAGGAAGAGGAAGGGCAGAUGAAAAGGAUGCUUCAGCGACUGGAUGUGUUGGCUAAGCAUGCGGUGGAAAAUGGUGUCAGGCUGAUGGUGGAUGCCGAACAGACAUAUUUCCAGCCUGCCAUCAGCAGACUUACUGUGGAGAUGAAGAGAAUCUUCAACACAGACAAAGCUGUCGUUUUCAACACCUAUCAGUGCUACCUCAAAGAGGCAUUUGAUAAUGUGUCCAUGGACGUUGAGCUAUCGAGAAGGGAGGGCUGGUGUUUCGGUGCCAAGUUAGUAAGGGGGGCUUACAUGUACCAGGAGAGAAGCCGAGCAGCGGAGAUUGGAUACGAAGACCCCAUCAACCCCGACUAUGACUGCACUAGCAGAAUGUACCACAGGCAAGAAAUGGUCCAAAUUCUUCCUUGAGAAUUGCACAUUUGAAGUCUGUUCCUGAAAACUAGUGGGCUGCCUUGUUGUAC
Messenger RNA from Pimephales promelas (fathead minnow), 1648 nucleotides. NCBI's taxonomy places the organism in Eukaryota, Metazoa, Chordata, Actinopteri, Cypriniformes, Leuciscidae. The record is from RefSeq and is a predicted model, not a curated record.